This is a messenger RNA of Acanthochromis polyacanthus (spiny chromis), 786 nucleotides long. Its product is annotated as interferon-induced protein 44-like. The record is from RefSeq and is a predicted model, not a curated record. The transcript has 6 exons. Lineage: Eukaryota; Metazoa; Chordata; Actinopteri; Pomacentridae. The coding region runs from base 1 to 786 and encodes 261 amino acids.
AUGGAGAGAGGCCUUCAGUAUGUGAAUGAUUAUCAGCCUCCUAAAGAGGUCAAACAUCUCAGAAUUCUACUUCAUGGACCAGCAGGUGCUGGCAAGUCCAGCUUCAUCAACUCUGUGGACAGUGCACUACGAGGCAGGAUGGCAAUUCGAGCUCUGGCAGAAGUUGAUUCUGCUGAGAGCUUCACCAAUAAAUUCAAGACUUAUAAAAUCAAGAAAGGGAAACCAGGGAGUAUCUAUCCUUUUGUCUUCAAUGACACUAUGGGUCUGGAGAAGGGCUCUAAUAGAGGAGUUCAUGUGGGCGACAUCAAACUGGUCAUGGAAGGACACGUAAAAGAAAAUUACAAGUUUGACCCCAAAACCACCUUGUCUGAGAGUGACCCAAACUAUAACAAAUCCCCCACUCUAGAAGAUCAAGUUCACCUUCUGGUUUGUGUUGUUUCUGCUGCUAAACUGAGCAUAAUGGAUCAAGACACUGUGGACAAGAUCAGGGACAUCAGAGAAGCAGCCAGUGACAAAGGGAUUCCCCAAAUUGCUGUUAUCACUAACAUUGAUCAAGAACACUCUGAGAUCAAAAAAAAUAUAAGGAAUGUCUACAAGAGCAUCCGCCUGAAGGAACAGAUGAAUAAACUGAGUGCAUUGCUGGGUAUUCCACUGAACUGCAUCUUUCUGGUGAAGAACUACAGCUCAGAAGUCGAGACAGAUGAUGACACCAAUACACUGAUCCUGAGCGUUCUGAGAAAGAUCAUUGACUAUGGAGAGGAUUACCUGAAUGACAUAACAUCUUAA